AUGGCUUGCCGCCUGCUUCUCCGCCGCCGCCUAGCAGCUGCCGCGGCGCCUGCGCCGGCGCCGCCCCCCGUGAGGCACGCUCAUGGGGCGCUUGACGUUGGCGCCUCCUGUAGCGCCCGCAUCCGGGAUCUUGGCCGCCUCGGCCGCGUGGGGGAGGCCAGGGAGGUGUUCGACGCAUUGCCGCUCCGCGACAUCAUCGCCUGGAACUCCAUGAUUUCCGCAUACUGCCAGAACGGGAUGCCCGACGCCGCGAGGGUCCUCUACGACGCUAUCUCCGGCGGGAACAUGCGCACGGGCACCAUCCUCCUGUCGGGCUACGGCCGCCUCGGCCGCGUGCUUGAGGCGCGCAGGGUGUUCGAUGGAAUGCUCGAACGGAACACCGUGGCAUGGAACGCCAUGAUUAGUUGCUAUGCCCAGAACGGGGAUAUCACUAUGGCACGCAGGCUGUUCGAUGCAAUGCCAAGCAGGGAUAUCACAUCAUGGAACUCUAUGCUUACUGGGUAUUGCCACAGUCUACAGAUGGUGGAUGCAAGGAAUCUGUUUGAGAAAAUGCCAGAGCGCAAUUUGGUUUCCUGGACAGUGAUGAUUUCUGGGUAUGGUCGAAUUGAGAACCAUGGGAAGGCUUGGGACGUAUUCCGUAUGAUGCACCGUGAAGGACUUGUACCAGACCAGUCAAAUUUUGCCUCUGUGCUUUCAGCAGUUAAGGGUCUUGGAAACCUUGACGUUCUAGAGAGCCUCCGUGUUCUUACCCUCAAGACAGGCUUUGAGAGGGAUGUGGUCAUCGGCACAGCAAUACUAAAUGUGUAUACUAGGGAUGUGAGUGCGCUUCACACCGCAAUAAAAUUCUUUCAGAAUAUGAUUGAAAGGAAUGAGUACACAUGGUCAACCAUGAUCGCAGCUUUAUCUCAUGGAGGACGAAUAGAUGCUGCUAUUGCUAUCUAUGAAAGAGACCCUGUAAAGUCCAUUGCUUGUCAGACUGCACUUCUCACAGGCCUUGCUCAAUGUGGUAGGAUUGAUGAUGCACGGGUUUUAUUUGAACAGAUUCCAGAACCUAUUGUUGUGUCCUGGAAUGCCAUGAUUACUGGGUACAUGCAGAAUGGCAUGGUUGAUGAGGCAAAGGAGUUGUUUGAUAAGAUGCCUUUUAGGAACACAAUAUCUUGGGCUGGGAUGAUAGCGGGGUAUGCACAAAAUGGAAGAGGUGAAGAAGCUUUAGGUUUACUCCAAGAGCUCCAUAGGAGUGGGAUGUUACCUAGCCUGUCUAGUUUGACCAGUAUCUUCUUUACUUGUUCAAAUAUCGGGGCUCUCGAGAUAGGAACACAAGUGCAUACCCUUGCAGUAAAGGUUGGUUGUCAGUUUAAUAAUUUUGCUUGUAAUGCACUCAUUACUAUGUACGGCAAGUGCAGAAACAUGGAGUACGCGAGACAAGUCUUCAGCCGAAUAAUAACUAAGGAUAUUGUGUCAUGGAAUUCUUUCCUUGCUGCACUUGUACAGAAUGAUCUGUUGGAUGAGGCAAUAAACACAUUCGACGAUAUGCUCAAUCGGGAUGUUGUUUCUUGGACUACAAUAAUAUCUGCAUAUGCACAGGUGGAGCAGUCCAAUGAAGUAAUGAGGAUUUUCAAAACAAUGCUGUAUGAGCAUGAGUUACCCAAUUCACCAAUUUUAACCAUACUUUUUGGUGUAUGUGGAAGUCUUGGUGCUUCUAAGCUUGGGCAACAAAUUCACAAUGUAGCUAUUAAACUUGUAAUGGAUUCAGAACUUAUAGUGGCUAACGCCCUCAUAUCAAUGUAUUUCAAGUGUGGAUCUGCAGAUUCUCAUAGGAUUUUUGAUUUAAUGGAGGAACGGGACAUUUUUACAUGGAAUACCAUCAUUGCGGGUUAUGCACAACAUGGCCUUGGAAGAGAAGCUGUAAAGAUGUAUCAACAUAUGGAAUCUUCUGGUGUGUUACCAAAUGAGGUUACUUUUGUGGGGCUUUUAAAUGCAUGCAGCCAUGCUGGUUUGGUAGAUGAAGGAUGGAAGUUUUUCAAGUCAAUGAGCCAAGAUUAUGGAUUAACUCCUCUGGCAGAACACUAUGCUUGCAUGGUUGAUCUGCUUGGGCGAACAGGUGAUGUGCAAGGAGCUGAACAAUUUAUUUAUGAUAUGCCCAUUGAGCCAGAUACAGUGAUUUGGAGUGCUCUUCUUGGGGCAUGCAAGAUUCACAAGAAUGCGGAAAUUGGUAAAAGAGCUGCUGAGAAGCUCUUCACUAUUGAGCCAUCGAAUGCUGGUAACUAUGUUAUGUUGUCAAAUAUAUAUUCCUCCCUAGGGAUGUGGAGUGAAGUUGCAGAGGUACGAAAAAUCAUGAAGCAACAAGGUGUCAUAAAAGAGCCUGGUUGCAGCUGGACACAGAUAAAGGACAAAGUGCACUUGUUUGUCACUGGAGAUAAGCAACAUGAGCAAAUUGAAGAUAUAGUUGCUACUCUCAAGGAAUUGUACACUUUGUUGAAGGCUACAGGCUAUGUGCCUGACACAGAAUUUGUUCUCCAUGACAUUGAUGAAGAGCAGAAGGAGAGCUCCCUUUUGUACCACAGCGAGAAGCUUGCCGUUGCUUAUUGCCUUCUUGUUACACCUAACGGCAUGCCUAUACAGAUAUUGAAGAACCUUAGAAUAUGUGGUGACUGUCACACUUUUAUCAAGUUUGUAUCUCAUUUCACUAAGAGACCAAUUGACAUUAGGGAUGGAAAUAGGUUCCAUCAUUUUAAGAACGGUAACUGCUCCUGUGAAGAUUUUUGGUGAUACAUUCUUGUGACUUCAUAUGGGAAUAUGGGAUAUUGGCAUAUCUCCCCCACAGAUGUUUUCAUUGAGUCGUAGGAUACAAAGCCGAUAAGAGAUAUCCACUAACUCAAUUAUUAUGUUGUGGUCUGGCACAAGUUUUUGGGUGCAAUAUUCAAAUGGUGAACAGUUGGCCGUGACACUGGUAUUCCUACACAUCAGCACAUGAAUUGACACCGUGGUGACUAAACUACAUGCCUAUCCAGUUUGAUUUUCAGAGUUACAGGUGGCUCAGAAGGAGCAGCCAGCUGAUGGUUUCACCUUGUAUGAGGUAGACUCGUCAGCACUUUUUUAGAUAAAGGAAAGAACAAAACAUUUGGUGACUGAACUUUGUUUGGUUUAUUUUGAAUCAGAUGAAAUGAAAGCAUCCAAUGUAACUUCUGGUGACCCUAACACUGUCAUCAGAAAGUUUUGAUGUGGCUUUGCACACAUGUAUUGUCCCAACAGAUUCGUGGGAAUACAGUUGGAGUAUCAUGAGGUUAGUAUGGUGGAAAAAAAUAAGAAAAAGAAAAUGUUGACAAUGCUGAUAACAUUCAUGAUCGUGGAGUAAAUCAUGUCAAGAUGAUUGUGUGCAUACUAUUGGGAGAUGGAUAAUCGAUCUCAGAAGGGAGCAUAUGAGACUGACUUGAAGGUAACCAUCAGUAGUGGUACAGAUGCAAUGGCCGUCUAGCUGACGGAACCCGUCGAGGAACUCAGUAUGGUGGCAUGGUGUCCUCUCUUUCAGGCUAAGCGAAAUUUUUUAUACGCAAAUAUUUGAAAGUAAGCAUAAGCAAAAAAAAUAAGUGCGAAUAGGGCAGUGGAGUGACUUUCAGGCUAGUUUUAGAUCGGACUACUUGCCCGCUAGGCUUUUCGUGUGGUUGCUCUUGGGCCUUCAAUACUUGGGCUUUGUUUUUUCCAUGAGAAAAGGGUCCAAGCCCAAUUGAUCCACUGUGUUUUUAGCGAAUGGUAGAGAAAAAGCUCAAAUAACCUCGAAUUAUACCGCCGAUCCAAACAUAUAACUUGUUAAAAAAAACAAAGUUAAAUGUAAUGUAUUAUAGCAUUAU
Oryza brachyantha (malo sina) is the source of this 3848-nucleotide messenger RNA. RefSeq names its product pentatricopeptide repeat-containing protein At1g09410, mitochondrial-like. Bases 1 to 2769 code for a protein of 922 amino acids. The transcript is spliced from 4 exons. Gene Ontology annotation, molecular function: protein binding; zinc ion binding; RNA binding. The record is from RefSeq and is a predicted model, not a curated record. Lineage: Eukaryota; Viridiplantae; Streptophyta; Magnoliopsida; Poales; Poaceae. Gene Ontology annotation, biological process: RNA modification.